Molecule: messenger RNA, 1488 nt
Organism: Alternaria incomplexa
Lineage: Eukaryota; Fungi; Ascomycota; Dothideomycetes; Pleosporales; Pleosporaceae
Exons: 2
Coding region: 1-1488 (495 amino acids)
Molecular function (GO): protein binding
Source: RefSeq, a predicted model, not a curated record
AUGGCGAGCGCGCAGACUACUGGCGCCGCCAGCUUCCUGAAACUACCUACUGAGUUGAUGGACCAGAUCGCUAGUCUCCUUCCUCGAUCGGCCCUGCGCGCACUUGCCCUGACGUCAAAGAAGGCGAACGUCUCCGCGACCGACACCCUCUACAAGACCUACCUCAACCGCACCGCGCCAGCGAAGGCGCCCUUCCAUCUCUUCCUCCGCACGGUAUGCGAGCGCCCCGAUCUUGCGGCGAAGGUGAAGCUUGUCGACAUCCGCGGAUGGCGUUCGGAGUAUGAGGUUGCGACAGGAGCUGCGUGGCGGGGCGUGACGGAAUUUAGGGAUGUGGACCAGGUCGAGAAGAGUGGCCCAUCGUUCACAAGCACAGAGAAGAGCGUGCGAGAUUCAGCUGCAGCGAGAUUCAAGUUGUUUGUCGGAGCUGCAGUCAAGGCCGGUAUAGUCAUGGAGCCUACAUCGCUUUCUGUAUCGGCGCUGAAGGCGAGCAUCGUAUGGUAUACAACACUGAAAGAGGACGGCGACUUCCUACGACUCCUCAGGAGGGGCGUAGAGGACGCGCAGCUUGUGCUGAUGCUGGCUCUGCUACCCAACAUGGAGGACCUCCGGAUUGAUGGACUGAGCCCCUUUCCGCUCCUCGACUGCACAGCGCUUCAGAAGGUUUCGGCGCUACAUAUCAAUGGCUCGAACACGAGCGUUGAAGAGCCAGUUGUCAAGAACAGUCUACAGAUCUUCGACAUCAUGCCAAACCUGCGGAGCAUCUACCUUAUGGCCAUCGCCGCCGGUGGUCAUAAUUUCACGACCAAAGCGCUUCCUUCGACCAGACUCGAAGGAGUUGUCCUUCUCAAAUGCGCAGUGAACGUUCGCCUCUUGCGUAAGAUCAUGAUCGGCCAGAGUCUGGUCAUUAUGGCCUACCGACCUGCUCCAGCUCAGGUCGAUGCAGUCACAGGAUCCGACAUCGCUCUACCAGACCUCUUGGCUUCAUUCGCGCAUUCCAAGCUCUCGCUGCAGAGGCUAAUGCUAUUUUCUUCUGGAAACAAGUCUGGAAAGAGUAACCUCAAGAGCUUCGGGAAUCUCAAAACACUGAUAAUACCUCUUUUGGACCUCCUAAGCAUCCCAUUUGAUGAGGCAGAGCCCGAUACCAUCCAUGCUCUCCUGAAAGACCAGCUUCCGGCUACCCUGAAGCACAUCACUCUCCGCUAUAUGACCAGCAAUAUUCAGACUAAGAUGGUUAUAGAACAACUGGCUGUGUUGAAGAUGCAAAACGUAUUGCCGGACCUCGACAAAGCAACCUUCAAUUUUAUAAGCGCCGUGUCAUCGUCCUUUGUCUCCGCGACUAUGAUCAAUAUUGAUGGUCCUACGGGAGAAUUCGCUGCAGAUACUACGUGGGAAUCACUACCAGAGAUGGAAAAGAUGGUUCGGAAAGACUGUGGCAAGCUGUACGAAGACGCAGGCAUCUGCAUGGUGGUAGAACAGACGGACCGCUAG